Amaranthus tricolor (Joseph's coat) is the source of this 1845-nucleotide messenger RNA. RefSeq lists its product as uncharacterized. The record is from RefSeq and is a predicted model, not a curated record. NCBI's taxonomy places the organism in Eukaryota, Viridiplantae, Streptophyta, Magnoliopsida, Caryophyllales, Amaranthaceae. The transcript has 4 exons. The coding region runs from base 1 to 1845 and encodes 614 amino acids.
AUGUCAAGUAAUUCAAGUUCACCUUGUUCGAAAAAGUCAAAAGCAAAGGGAAGACAACCCGAUCUUCGUGAAUUAUUGUUUAAAAGAAUGAUAUCCCAACAAACAUCUAACGAAGGCAAUGAAUCUUCCCCCUUAAGUUCCCCUCUAAGUCCUCCUUUAAGUUCCCCUCCAAGUGAAGAUGUUAAUAUGGAAGUAGGUGGUUCAAGUAGUUGUGAUGAACCAUUGGAUGAUGAAUGGGUGUAUGAUGUUGAACUUCUUCCUCAUGACCCGGGAUUGAGGAAAAACAUAAUGGAUUAUCCCCCUAAUGAAAGAAAUCCGAGGCUUGAGAAGCAUGUUGGAGGAAUUAAAAGUGCUCAUAAUAUUGCUUAUGAGAAAUAUGUGAAUCUAAGAGAUGCAAAGAAGACAUCAAUUGAAUUUGUAUUUGAUAAUGCGAGUGAGGUUCAAAUGAAUGAAUAUCAUAUUCGUUUGAAUGCAUCCUUAACUUGUUUGAGAUUUCUUUUAGGCCAAGGUUUGGCAUUCCCGGGACAUGAUGAAAGUGAGGAGUCAUAUAGUAGAGGUAACUUUCUUGAGCUUUUGAAGUGGUUGGGGGGGAAGGUUGAGGAAAUAAGAAAAUAUACUUUCCAAAAUGCACCCAAAAAUUGUCAAUUAACAUCUCCCAAAAUUCAAAAAGACAUUAUCACUUGUUGUGCAAAAGAGACUACUAAGCGCAUAAUAGAAGAGGUUGGUGAUGGUUACUUUUCUAUUUUGGCCGAUGAAUCAAGUGAUGUGUCUCAAAAAGAACAACUAGCUCUUAUUUUGCGGUUUGUUAAUAGAGAAAAUGGAUCGGUAGUGGAACGCUUUUUAGGCAUUCUACAUGUGGGUGAUACUACCGCUUUGUCUCUUAAAAAUGCCAUUAUGUCCUUGCUUAUGGAACAUUCAUUAAGUCCUUCCAUGAUAAGAGGUCAAGGGUAUGAUGGGGCAAGUAACAUGAGGGGUGAAAUCAAUGGCCUCAAGACUUUGAUUAUGAAUGAUACUCCAAGAGCCUAUUACAUUCAUUGUUUUGCUCAUCAACUUCAACUAACUCUAGUUGCGGUUGCUAUAAAGAAUGUUAAUUGUACUUGGAUUUUUGACGUACUUGCAAACUUGUUAAAUGUGGUGGGAGCUUCUUGUAAGAGAAGAGACCUUAUUCGAAAAAACCAAGCUCAAGUAGUGGCUCAAGCUUUGGAAGUGGGGGAAAUUGAAAGUGGAUCGGGUUUGAAUCAAGAACGUCGUUUGAGUAGGCCGGGAGAUACACGUUGGGGAUCUCAUUACAAGUGUCUAAUAAGUAUCAUCAACUUGUUUCCUUCAAUUGUUAAAGUGCUUGAGGAGAUUGGAGAAAAUGGCUCUCCGGAUGAUAAGCUCAAAGCUCAAAUGAGGGAUCAAGGAUGGGAUAGUCUCUUAGACAAAGUCAUUUUAUUUUUUACUAAACACGAGAUUGAUGUUCCAUCUAUGGAUGCUCAAUAUGUACCUCAAGGAAGAUCAAGACGUUUUGCUAAACAAGCAACAAAUCUACAUCAUUUUCGGGUUGCAAUCUUUUUGGAAGUAAUUGAUUUGCAUCUUCAAGAGAUUGAUAACCAUUUUAAUGAGAAGAACAUGGAGUUACUUACAUGCAUGGCUUCCCUGAGUCCUAGAGGUAACUUUUCAUCUUUUGAUAAAGAGAGGAUACUUAAACUUGCUUCUUUAUAUCCCGAAGAGUUUUCAUGCUAUGAUUUAACGGCUCUUGAUCUUCAACUUAAUGUCUUCUUGGAUUCUAUGCAAAAUGAUGAAAGAUUUCAUGAUUUGCAAAAUAUCAAUUCUCUUUCCAUGAUGCUUGUACCCAAUUUGUGA